CAAGAACCCCACUUAAAGCUACUGUUCCAACUUUAAUAGUUAAGAAAGAUGCAAUUCAUUUUUGCAGCCAAAAGUAAAAUAUAUAUCAUGAGGAAAAGCAGCCUAAUAUUUCAUACGAUAUCAUUAAAUAGAGUUUGAGUUUGUUGAGCUCAAUGCACAAGACUCUUAUUUUAGUUUCACUUUUAACGAAUCAGGAAACGAAAGCAGCCUAUACGAUCUUACGAACCCGUUAAGUUUAAGAUCAUGUUUUCUCAUAAAGUUAAAAAAAUCUAAGGUUUAAGAAGUGAUUAUGGAAACCCGACCUGACGAGAAUGCUGUAAACCAUUCGACCACUCUGACGAAUAAACAGCGUGGGAAUGAGGUCACAGUCCGACCGGCCACUUUAGACAACCUCUCAAUUCAUCAGCUGGCAGCCCAUGGGGAGAUUUCACAGCUGGAGGUACAUUUGUCCAAAGACAGCUCUCUGCUUAACAGUCAAGAUGAGCGAGGUUUCACACCACUAAUGUGGGCUGCUGCAUUCGGAGAGAUAAUGAUGGUGGAGUUCCUCCUUCAGAAGGGAGCAGAUCCGAGAACAGUGGCUCGGGAACGAGAAAGUGCCCUGUCUUUGGCCAGCGCAGGAGGAUUUGCAGACAUUGUUAAUAUUCUCCUACAACAUGGCGUUGAUAUCGAUUCCUAUGACUGGAAUGGUGGGACCCCUCUUCUGUAUGCAGUUCGCGGGAAUCACAUAAAAUGUGUUGAAGCUCUCUUGAGAUGUGGGGCAGAUAUCACGUUUGAGGCAGACUCUGGCUACAGUCCUGUUGCUCUCGCCGUCGCAUUGGGCCACAAGAAAGUGCAAAAACUGCUUGAAGAUCAUAUUUUGAAGCUGUUUCGGGGACCAGUUUCAGUGUCUGACGACACAUGAAGCAGUGGACUGCUCUUUCAAGACUUUAUAAUUAUCCUGCAUAGUUUAUUUUGACAUGGGAC
Carassius auratus (goldfish) is the source of this 963-nucleotide messenger RNA. RefSeq names its product DNA-binding protein RFXANK-like. The coding region runs from base 290 to 901 and encodes 203 amino acids. The transcript has 8 exons. Gene Ontology annotation, molecular function: protein binding. The record is from RefSeq and is a predicted model, not a curated record. Gene Ontology annotation, cellular component: nucleus. NCBI's taxonomy places the organism in Eukaryota, Metazoa, Chordata, Actinopteri, Cypriniformes, Cyprinidae. Gene Ontology annotation, biological process: positive regulation of transcription by RNA polymerase II.